Dujonia railenensis is the source of this 372-nucleotide messenger RNA. The record is from the annotation of a GenBank genome assembly. NCBI's taxonomy places the organism in Eukaryota, Fungi, Ascomycota, Pichiomycetes, Serinales, Debaryomycetaceae.
AUGUUUCAGUUAACAGACAGAUUUGUCACAGGAGUGUUAGACGCUUAUGAGCCAAAAGGCAACAAAUGGCAGAUCUGUGGGAAGGGGAUAGUGGGGGGCAAGAAAGUGAAGAAAGGAGAUGUGUUAGUUGUAGAGUUAUGUGAGAUAUCACUGAAAUUCAGUGUACGGAUGCAGAGAAUCUUGAAAUGUGGGGUGUGCGACCUAAAGGCUACAAUGAAUUGGUCUAGCAAAGUCCGGAUUAACAAGAAUGAGGAGUUUACAUUGAAAUUUUGGGUUUCUUGGGUGGGGUUGUUGAACAUGGAUCAGUGUAUUGCUACUGGAGAAUUGAGAAUAGAAGAAAUUAGUGAUAUCAAUGAUGUGCUUCCAAUGUAG